Formica exsecta is the source of this 7481-nucleotide messenger RNA. RefSeq names its product neuropeptide FF receptor 1-like. The record is from RefSeq and is a predicted model, not a curated record. NCBI's taxonomy places the organism in Eukaryota, Metazoa, Arthropoda, Insecta, Hymenoptera, Formicidae. Gene Ontology annotation, cellular component: membrane. Gene Ontology annotation, biological process: G protein-coupled receptor signaling pathway. The coding region runs from base 3940 to 5229 and encodes 429 amino acids. The transcript has 8 exons. Gene Ontology annotation, molecular function: neuropeptide Y receptor activity.
UGAAUACUCUUGAGACGUAAUAUUUGAAACGACGAUGCGAGUACGUAUUUAGUGCAAUAAAAAUUUUACUUACAAAGAUUUCUGAACACAUUUUCGCUUUCUGCGAGCUGAUGCUUCCAAUGGCAUCGGCUUAGAGUAGGAAAGAUUGAGGAGGACAUUGAAUUUAUUUGUGGAAAGGAAGGAUCGCACCCUCUUAGUGAUGAAUCUUACUGACAGCUGGAAAAUAUAACAAUGUCCAAUGGAAAAUUCUAGACCGUCUUUCAUUCGAUAUUACAGCGAUAUUAUGUUGAAAUCAUGCGGUGCACAAUAUUUUAACAAACAAAAUUAAAUUUAGUUUUUAUUUGAAAUAACUAAAACACCACAAAAAUAGUUUGCUAGAGUUGACAUUAUAAAACAAAUUAUGACAUAAUGCUAACGAUAUUUAAACUGAUAAUAAACAGAGCAAGAGAAUUUCAAUUUCAACUAUUUAUAUUUAUUGCGCUCAUAUUAUACAGUAUAUUAUACGCUAUAUUAUUAUUAUUAUUUUAUAUAGCAUUUUCAUAUUCUUUACUUUCCAUAUUUUGAAUAGACUGACAUAUGUUACGUUAGUACAAAAGAUUUAUAUCGGUUUUCUAUCAAGUUUUUUAUUAAAUAAAAUUCGAAAUCUGAAUUGAAAAAUUUCUUUUUAGAUGAAAAAAAGUGUAUUGAAGUUAAUAACAAUUUUGCUUUGAUUUUGCUGUAACUUUAUUUUCAACUUUAUUUGGCAGAUAUGACUAAGCUUUUGUAUGAACCUAAUAAUUGAAGAAUGAUCAAAUCGUUUAAUUUUUUUGAUUGAGAAAGUAAAAAAUUUGCAAACCAUAUAAAAUAACAUUUAAAAAAUGCACUACAUUUCUUGGAUUUUGAAUGGAGAGAUUAAAAUUAACAAAUUUUUUUCCGAAAUCGAAAUUCUUACAAAACGUAAAUUUUUUUAAUGUACAGAAUGUACAUUUAAAAAAUUCACAGAAUGUAUUGUGAAUAUACAGAUAACAAACUGUGAUUGCACAAGUUGACUCUUGUAGUAAAACAUUUUUCCUUUUCGGUUGAAUAACAUAUUAUUUAUUUAUCAAUAGCAUUAUUAAUUGAAUUCUUCUUUUGCUCUAUCUCGAGUUAAUUUCAAUGUGGAUUUUGUCAUUUUGUCACAAAAGCUUUGAUGAAAAUUUUCCAAAGCGUUUGUGAUUUCGACAUAUCUACAGAACUCGGUGCGCAGACUUCCAUCCGGAGCUGCAGCGCGUGCGAAGGCGGACGAACGAAAGGACGCAAGCGCACCGUGUGAUCGUCAACGUGCGCCUUUAAGACUGGCGGCGGGAGCCGUGAUUCUUCCUGAUCAGUUUGCCGUAGACCCGCAUCCGCAACUUUUCGACCGCAAAACCGUGGUGGACGCUUCCUCGAAUCCUCACGCAACGAUCUCGUUCGAGAAAUCGACAGCGAUAGCGAUACGUUUCCUGAACAUGCAUAUCGCGAACCGAUCGAUGAGAACGUUACGAGCCUGUCGGUAGUGAAAAACUUAUAUGUGAUUGUGACGAUCGAUCUCGAUUCUUGACGAUAUGGUGAUCCCACGACGUGCAUCUCGCUUUGAAGAAAGUACUUUUAAGAGAUGUGAAAUUUUAUAUAACGAAAAUUAAUUUUGUUUGAUUUAUCUUUGGUUUCACGUCUGCAAGGAAUAAUUUCGGUGAGUUCAACUCUUGAUACUAUAAGAUUUUUGUAAUUGCUCGAUAUAAAAAUGCGAAAAUUGGCAUAUAAUAUAACAUAAGAAAGCGCGCUUUAUCGAUAUUAAACCAGUUGUGUCAAUCUCCUGAUUUGUAUUAAUUAGCGUUUCAAAUCACGCAACAACAUGUAAUAUUUGUGAAAAGAUAUUAUCGAUGAUUGAUCGAGUUUUUGACGAUUUUUUUUUUAUCCGUAUACAAUAGCAUUAGUUGUCGAUUUUUACUUGGACAGUUAUUUGUUUCUGUCUCAUAAAUCCGGAUUACCGGGAUAAAAAUCAAUACUUCCACAAUGAUAAGAGAAAAAAUUCUACAAAUUUUAGAAAUAAUACGCAAUAUACGCGCCAUCGUAGUAAAACAAGUAAAAAAAAAGAUAUAAAAUUGAUGUGCAUUGUGUGCAUUCUUUGAUGGUAAUUAAUCAUUCAUCUUUUUAUUUUUAGCAAUACGUAGUAUAGUUUUCCAUAGAGAAAUGUUUUUAACAAUAAACCAGAGAAUACUAUAGGAUGAUUUACUGCAAAUACUAGAUUUCGCUGCAAAUUCGCGAUAAACAAUUUUUUUCUCAUUCUUAAGACUCAAAUUUUUCUGAGAUAGUAACUUCAAUCUAUCUAUAAAUUAUCUUAACAUUAUACUGAUGCUUUUUAUCAAUUCGAGUCCACGUCAUUAAAAAUUUAAAUGAGAAUUGGAUAUGUACACGCGAUGUGUACUUUUAUAAUUAGCGUACAUGAAAAAUUAAUCGAUCUCUGAUAUACAUACACACUCAUAAAUAUAAUCUUUUUAUUAUUAAUUUAUAAUUAAGUGAAUAAAGAAAAAGCGUAAUUUCAAACAGCCACGUCAAAAACACAAUCUUACACAAUGAUUUCCUAGUAGCGGAAGCAGCGGAUUUAUCGAUGUAUAUUUAUAAGCAGUCGAGAAAGGGCUGCUUUGCAUUUGUAUGAGGGGGCACGCAUUUCUUUGCGAUCUUAUUAACGUUUUUCUGGCGAUGUGACGUAAGUGAAACUCAUAGCAUAAGCCAUAUCUAUACAUUCGAGAUUUUAAUUUCAAUUGCAUUUAUUCUCAAUAGCGUCAAUUCUCAAUAGCAUUGUACUAUGUUAUUGACGCAUCAAUAGCAUCGCAAAGUUAAUCUCGCAGCAUGCAUCUAUUCGAGAUUUAUAUCAAGAGUUGAGAAAUUCAUUUCGAGAAAUCUCUCCCGAAGUCGACAAACAUCAAUCGUCGUCAAACCAUCCUGACGUACGAUCGUUCUUGAUAAAAGCAGAUAAUCCGUUCUUGAUUGACGUAAAAGAUUUAUCUCAUUCCAUCGCUUACCGUCAUCAUUUCAUUCUACGAGGGGAAACAAAAGUUGUAAUCGCUAUGCGUUACGUACGUAUCUACAUAUACGUAUGUAUCCUACGCCCGCAUACCUCUCAUUUGACGUACUUCGCGUACUUUGAAGAGCAAUUGACGUUUCUUGUUGUUAUAUACGAUGUAGCGCGAUAUCAGUUACGAUUUAAUUGAAGCGACGAAAACGUAUGCUUGUUUCCGCGACGAAAGAUAAGUGAAGCAUAUUAUGCAUUAAUUACAGCUCGCAAGAGGUUCGAGCGAUAACUCUGUAAUCUCAUCCGUGUCUGUGUGUUCGUAUCUUCUAUCAUGUGACGGUUCUCUAUCCGAGAAACGUCGAAUAAAUUAUUAAAAAGAACGAACAAAAAGAUUUUUGAGAGACAGAUUUAAAAAAGAUCUCAACGAGAAUGGAUCUCCCUGCUAUAAAAUAUUAAUCGAAUCUAAAUUCAAAGAUUUUACUUGAAAGGCAGAAGUGUACGAAUCAUUGCGCACGAAAAAGAAAAAAAAAAAGAUUAGUCUGAGUGAAAUUAUUCCGAUUUUAAGCCGCGGUAAGAAUCACUUGGAUGUUUUCUGCGCAAUUAAAUUGCGUAGUUUACAGGAAAAAAUGAAGAGAGGAGUAAUGAAGUACAACCACGCUUUUAUAUAUCGGACGAUUUUUUCCUCGUUUAUGCAGAGGCGACCCGGUUGCACCCCCAAGCGACAAUUAUAGUUCCGCGCAAUCUCUGAACGCGCUCUUCUUCUCUUUGUUGAUUCAAGACACAACUCGAGGAUCGGGAUAUUUUGUAUGCUCGUUGGAAGUCGCGUACUCUUUUCCACUCACGUAGCCGAGCGGUAAAAUACAUAGACCGGUGAGCUCUCCUUUCUGGUCCAUCAGUGCUUUACUCCCGAGAGAGAAAAGAUCGCAACGAUGAGGGUGAAUGCGAUCGGUUUUACGUCGACGACAACGACAUCGACAUCGGAGGUGACCGCGACAUCGAGAAUCGAGGGCAUGCAGAACAAUGGAAUACCCUCGUCGAUCCCUUACAACGACAGUGUAAUGGAAAUGGACCUCAUGACCGACAUAAUGUGGGAUUUCUAUGAAAAAUUCAACGGGGACACUAACUACUUGCUGAUCAUCCUCUAUGUGCCAGUUAUGGCGCUCGCAGUGACGGCCAACAUUCUUGUGAUCACGGUGGUCUUCAAAUAUCAUUACCUGAGAAGUGUUACAAACUACUUUGUGGUGAAUCUUUCUGUCGCCGAUUUAUUGGUUACCAUUAUAUGCAUGCCGGUUGCUGUCAGCCAGGCCGUAUCGAUGGCGUGGAGUCACGGUGAACUCAUGUGCAAACUCUCUUCUUAUCUCCAGGGUGUUGCGGUUGCAGCCUCGGUAUUCACCAUUACAGCCAUGAGUAUUGACAGAUAUCUAGCGAUAAGGAGUCCCAUGGCGUUCCGCCGUGUAUUCAAUCGCAAGAGCACCGUACUCGUUAUCGUUGCUCUCUGGCUGGUGGCCUUGACUAUCUUCGCUCCCGUUCUCAGAGGGAUGACUCUUCACAAUCCGAGUACGGAAUUCUCCAACAUAACUUUCCACGGUUCCUGGAUAGGAAAUUUUUCUCACGAUAUCUCGCGGCUACCACCGGUUUUCUACAUUUGCUUGGAGGAUCUCAGGCCACUAGGCAUCAGGGCGCACAUCUUCGGGACUGCGUACUUCGUUCUUGUUUACGCUAUUCCAGGUUUCGUUGUAAUACUGUCCUACUCGAUGAUGGGCCGCACCCUCUGCUCUAGGAAACCGCCCUUCGACUGCGACAGCGUCGAGGGAAGCGCCAGCUCACAGCAGAGCUUCAGAUUGGUACGUGAAAGAAGGCGAAUCGCCUGGAUAUUGCUGCUCCUUGCUGUACUUUUCGCCCUGUGCUGGCUGCCGUACAAUGUCCUCAGAUUGUUAGUCGAUUUCGGUGUUGUCGAAGAAUGGAGAUCGAUAACGGAUGCUCUCCCGUACUGCCUGUUCCUGGGACAUGCAAAUAGCGCCCUGAACCCCGUUGUCUAUUGCUUCAUGACGCGCAAUUUUCGCCGCAGCGUUUCAGAGAUCCUGCGUCGCACAUCUCAUAGUCUGGCGCGUCGUAAACCUCGCCGCAAAGAAAAAGAGGCAAAAUUUUUUUUGCUGCUACAUAGGUGUUUAUGGGACUAUCCAAGUAUUCCCCCGAGCGAGUUUCUAUAUUUCACUUGAGGGAACAUCUAUGUGAGCACCUCCCACAUAUCUUUCAAUUAGAUCUUUCGCUUACCCGCUUUAUCUGCUCAUCUUUCAUGAGUGGCAAUAACAAUUUCUUACGGAUUUUACGACUGUGCGAUAGAAACUCGUCGAGUUUGCGUCUUUCAAUUCUAAGGUUUUCUUCGCUAUACGGAAUCAAUUACACAACUUACGGAAAUAUUUAAGAAAAAUAGUCAAUAUUAGAAAUAUGAGCGCAACAAAAACAAAUUCAAUUAUUCCUCCAUUAUAUUGAUAUUUAAUAUCAAUCAAAAUAGAGAUAUAAAUAUAAUACUAUAAAUUAUAUUAAAUCUUUUGUAUCUCUCAUUCUCUUAACGAAAUAAUAACGAUCUCUUGAGUUUUGAAGCUUUGCAGUGGAAUAACAGGUAGUUUAUAUUCAAUGCAUGAUAAUUAACGAGAAUAAAGACGGAUCUGAAAUAGUAAUUAACGUAUGUUUGAUAUGUCUGUUAACGUAAUAAUCGCAUAACUAUAAUGAAUACUAAACUUGCGCCAAGUACUUCAUUGCAAAUUCCUUACUCCAAAUAGAUGUAAGCAAUUGUUCGCUGGUUGAAUGCUGCUGUUAUGCCGAAGGCUAUUGUCGACUGACGGGUAAAAUGAGAGAAAAUUGGGUAUGCUCCGUGCAACUUUUAAAUUGAUCUCAAUGCAGCCUUUAACAUGGAUAGAAUAAAAAUGACGAUUAGAUCCUUUCGCAUGUACGUUAUUUGAGUGAAUAAUGUUAUAGCUUAAAUUUUUUUAUAUUUUCUUCUUUUUAAAAUUAAAAUGAAACAAUAAAGGCUCUUACAAAUGUAUUAUACAAAGGUGGGGAAGGACAAUUAAGAGCUACCGCGAUAAUUUGUGCGCAAGUUUUGUUAUGAUCAAAUUAUAUUAACAUAAAAUAGCGAAAUAUACGCUUUUUAUUAUUAAGUAACUAUCGCUACUUUAUGUUAAUAUAAUUUGAUUAUAAAUUUAUAAAAAAAUUGUUGAUUAUAAAAAAAAUUUACGCACGAAUUACCACACUAGCUUUUAAUUGUCUUCUCUCAUCUUUAUAUGAUUCUUCUUUCUAUUUUAUAUUCGCGCAAAUACAAUAAUUCUAAAAGAAUUGAAAGUAAUCUGUAACAUAAAAUGGCAAAUUUUUGCGCACAUAAUUAACUUAUACAGUAAUUUUCUGUUUUAAAAAGACAAUUUUUAAAAUUUAAUUUUUAUAUUUACGAUACAAUAAUAGUCUCUUAUAGCCCGUCCUUGUACGACCCCGCGUUCGCGAAAAUAUGUUCUCAUUUCUUUUCUUUUUCUUCAUUUUUUUGAUGAAAUUCUAAGAAUCAAUGCAAUGAAAAAUUCGAUAACAGCGCUCUUGGGAUGAACAUCUUUACUUUUUCUUAUUUCGAGAUGUAUUGCACAGAGCUUUACAAGAACUGAGUUUAAAAAAUUCUUUUAUCGUUGACAUAAAUUUAUAUCUCUCGAACUUUAUUCAUCGCGAACAUAUCCCAAAGUAAAAUUGAAAAAAAAAAAUUAGAUCUCGCGGUAAUAUCUCUAAGAUUUUUCUUCUCUUCGCGGUUGUAGGUCAAUUUUUUUUUAUUUUAAAAGAAUUAAAUGAAGAAACCAAGUUCUUCAAAUUAAUAGAUAAGCAUAACAAAUUGAAAUUUGAAUGAUUAUUAUAUCGCCAGAUCGGUAAUAUGAUGUAAUCAAAACAUAAAGCCAGUAAAAACUCAAACUUAUCGAAGACAUAUAUACAGGAUGUCCGAAGUCAAUCGCAUCACUUGUCGUGUGUAGAUAGAGCAGGUAAAAUCGAGGAGAAAAGUUCUUUACCAUUUUGCGAUUUUCGUAAUAAUUAUUGAGAAAUUAAUUUAAGAUCUUUUUAAAUUAAUUUCUCAAUAAUUAUUACGAAAAUCGCAAAAUAGUAAAGGACUUUUUUCCUCGGUUUCACCUGUUCUAUCUGCACACGAGAGGUGAUACGGUCAAUAUCAGACAUUCUGUAUAUAUAUAUCGUAUAUGUAUAUGUAUAAAAUAUACAACAUGAAUAUAAUCGAUCUUCUUGAUGUCACACAAACGUAUACACAUAUUUUGAUUUACAUUGAGACUAUUAAUAAAAAUGUGGUAGAUGUAAUCAAUACAAUAAUAAUAUAAAAUCGCGAUGAUAAGCAAUGAAAGGCAGAAAUAUAUAUAUAUAUUGUAUGAAUAUUUCUCCGAACCGUAUCAAAAGCAUAUUUAAAGAUAUGUAAAUAAAAAAAUUAUAAGUA